AUGCGUUUGACUGAUACAGAGCGUAUUCAUGUUCUUAUAAUGCGAGGAUGUGGUGAUAAAAUGAGAUCCUAUGAAGAAGUUGCCACGCUGUUUAAUAACACAUUUCCAAAUCGUGAUCCUAUUUCAAAAUCUUCUGUCCAUCGUACUGUUUUACGAUUUCAGAGAAGUGGUUCAGUUAUUGACGAACGAAGAUCGGGUAGACCAAAAACAGCUACUAACGAUGACGUGUCUAUGCAGGUUCUCCAAAAUAUUAUUGAAAACCUGCACAAUCCUCCUUCGAGAAUAGCUCAGGAAUAUGAUAUCGAUCGAAAAUCCGUUACAAAAGUUUUAAAGUCACACGGUUACCACCCGUUUAAAAUACGACUCGUCCAAGAACUCUCUGAAGAUGACUAUGACAGAAGAGUAGAGUUUUACGAUGAAAUGAUGAAGAGAUAUGACGAUAACAAUCAAUUCUUCAGUUGGAUUUGUUUUUCUGACGAAGCUACUUUUGAACAGAGCGGAUCUGUCAAUCGUCAGAACAUGCGAUAUUGGGCGGAUGUUAAUCCUCAUUGGAUGAGAGAUUCGCAUACUCAACACCCACAAAAACUGAAUGUUUGGGCAGGAAUUAUUAGAUAA
This is a messenger RNA of Cyphomyrmex costatus, 615 nucleotides long. RefSeq lists its product as uncharacterized. Gene Ontology annotation, molecular function: nucleic acid binding. Lineage: Eukaryota; Metazoa; Arthropoda; Insecta; Hymenoptera; Formicidae. The record is from RefSeq and is a predicted model, not a curated record. The transcript has a single exon. Bases 1 to 615 code for a protein of 204 amino acids.